UCACUUUUAGUAUCAUGAUACAUUGCAUGACUCAAGACUCUAUUUUGCUAAGCAAUCAGGAAGCAACUGAAUAAAAUGCCAGUAGGAGUAAAGCUAUGUGGAAUGAAUUGAAUUCGGCUCGAUGUCUUUUAAGUCGAAGAUGUUGCUCGGGAAGAGGCAGAGGCGGCCGGAGAUGCCGCGUACUCUGAGCAUAACAGAGUUUAUUCCUGAAGUUGGAGUUCUGCAAACAACAUGUGCAAAUCUGAAAGAUGAGAAAAUAGUGAUUACUGAUGAAUCUGAAGGAGCUCAAGAUUGGCUUAGCUCAAGACAUGUUACUAAUUUGUCGACGAUGAGAGGCCGAAAUAGGAGGAACUCUGCUGACUUUGUUGUCGUCGAUACUGCACCUUUCUUGAAGAAUUGCGGUCUUUGUAGGCGAAGACUCAGCCCCGGAAAAGAUAUCUUCAUGUAUAGGGGUGAGAUUGCAUUCUGCAGUCUUGAAUGCAGGGAACAACAGAUGAAGCAUGAUGAGAGAAAAGAGAAGUGGUCACUGGCAUCAAUGAAAAGAAACAUUAUAAAUCCUUCAUCACUGAUUACUGGGACAUUUGAACCCUCUUCUUAAUUAGUCUCUUAAUUAGCAUCCAAAUGCACUCUUGUUUUCCUGGCAUAUAUAUAUAUAUAUAUAUAUACACAUAUGAAAGUGUCAAUGCAAUGCUAUCUCUUAUUGACUUAAUUAUAUAUAUGAUUAUUACUAUUGUUGUGCUUUA
Dioscorea cayenensis subsp. rotundata (Guinea yam) is the source of this 743-nucleotide messenger RNA. Its product is annotated as FCS-Like Zinc finger 7-like. The record is from RefSeq and is a predicted model, not a curated record. The transcript has 2 exons. Lineage: Eukaryota; Viridiplantae; Streptophyta; Magnoliopsida; Dioscoreales; Dioscoreaceae. Bases 122 to 598 code for a protein of 158 amino acids.